UCCCCAUCCGUGCGUAAUGGUGCGGGACUGCGCCGCAGAUGUUUGUGUGCAGGAAUGCUUUUCUACUUCUGAGGUUGGGGUUAGGGUUGAAUUUUAUACGAAUUAGUAUGUUGUAGGCCAAUGACUGCACAUAUGAAGGUGCAGGCCUACCUCUCUUGUUCUAAACAACCACAAGGCAUCUAAACAGUUCCAGGCUCCGGCUGUGAGUUAGUUUAUCUGUACCUCCCUGAACUCUCCGAUUAGCCGGGCAGGCAGCUGUCGUCAUCAGCAGCACCCCCGGUUUUUUCCCUUUCCUAAAUGGAUGGGGCUGUCCUGCUUCAUGCACAGUUCCACCGAAGCCAAAAGAUUGGAACAACUUGUGAAUUCACCCGUCAGUUUGGUUUGCGUUUGCGGUAACGUUCAGAAGAAUGCUCGACGGCGGCUUCGCUGAAGAAGUUAAAGAUUGAGAAGGUUUUUUUUUCUUUCUCAUAAACUGUGCGGCGUUCAGGACUGGAGCAGGAGAGGAGGGAGAGGGAACAGCGGUUUGCCUACUACAACGUUUACAAUAGAAAGGAAACUUCAACUCCCGUGAGGAGUGGACUGAAGUGAAGUGGCAGCUCGUAAUUCCACAAUGGCUUUCGCUCUGGAUUGUAUAUAUUUAUGGAUGUGCUGUUCUCUCGGCUUGAUAUUUUUAGAUCACAAACAUACUGUGAAAUCACAUGAACAUCUCUCUGGAAAGUUAAGUGAAUAUGGUCUUAUCGUGCCGUUCAGCACAGACUCCCACGGCCGCUACAUCUCCCACGUGGUCUCAGUCUCAGGAGCCUGGGCCUCAGCUGCAACGGGAGAAAGUGAAAGUGAAGGUGCUGAUGCAGGUGGUGGUGUUUCCUCAUCCCCUGGUCCGGGAAAGAGGCGUGUGUCCCGUAGCGUCCCCGAGACACCCUCUAUCACCUCUGGCGCAGGCCAACACCUGUUUUUCAACGUCACUGUGUUUGGGAAAGAGUUGCACCUUCGCCUCAAAGCAAACAGGAGGCUGGUGGCUCCGGGGGCAUUUGUGGAAUGGCAGGAGGACUUUGAGGAGAAGGCUAAGGAGCGUCUCCACGGGGACUGUGUUUUCACUGGAGACAUAUCCAACAUGCCAGAGGCCACUGUUGCCAUAAGCAACUGUGAUGGACUGGCAGGCCUGAUCCGGACUGAUAACGGGGAGUUUUUCAUCGAGCCUCUGGAGAAGGGUCAGCAGGAUGUGGAGGUGAAAGGUCGUGUCCAUGUGGUCUACAGGAGAUCUGCCAUCAAAAGUGAACCAGUCCAAACAAGGAAGGACCUCCCCAAUGAAGUGACAGACUUUGGGAUUGCUGACCUCCCCGGUGCUCUGGACCUCUUGGAGCUCAAGCUGACAGAGUCUGAGCGCAAACGGCGGCACGCCAAGAAGGACGACUACAACAUCGAGGUGCUGCUGGCUGUGGACGACUCUGUGGUGCGCUUCCAUGGCAAGGAGCACGUACAGAACUAUGUCCUCACACUCAUCAACAUAGUUGAUGAGAUCUACCACGAUGAGUCCUUGGGAACCAACAUCAACAUCGUCCUCGUCCGCAUGAUCAUGGUCGGGUACAGACAGUCCAUCAGCCUGAUCGAGCGUGGGAACCCGUCCCGUAGCCUGGAGCAGGUGUGUCGCUGGGCCAACACGCAGCAGCGCCGGGACCCCGAUCAUGCUGAGUACCAUGACCAUGCCAUCUUCCUCACAAGGCAAGAUUUUGGUCCCGCAGGUAUGCAAGGUUACGCCCCGGUGACAGGCAUGUGCCACCCUCUGAGGAGCUGCACUCUGAACCACGAGGACGGAUUCUCCUCGGCCUUCGUGGUGGCGCACGAGACCGGACAUGUGUUAGGUAUGGAACAUGACGGACAGGGGAAUCGUUGUUCUGACGAGACCAGCAUGGGGAGUAUCAUGGCACCGCUGGUCCAAGCAGCCUUCCAUCGCUACCACUGGUCACGCUGCAGUAAACAGGAACUGAACCGAUACAUCCACUCUUAUGACUGUCUCCUGGACAACCCUUUUGAACACAAGUGGCCCAAGCUUCCUGAGCUACCUGGGAUUAACUACUCCAUGGACGAGCAGUGUCGUUUUGAUUUCGGCGUGGGCUACAAGAUGUGCACCGCUUUCCGGACCUACGAUCCCUGCAAGCAGCUGUGGUGUAGUCACCCUGAUAACCAGUACUUUUGUAAGACCAAGAAGGGUCCUCCGGUGGAUGGGACGGAAUGUGCACCGUCGAAGUGGUGCUUCAAGGGCCACUGUAUCUGGCGCUCCUCUAACCAGCCUCAGGGCCAUGACGGUAACUGGGGGUCCUGGACUAAGUUUGGGUCCUGCUCCAGAACCUGUGGAGGUGGAGUACGCUCCCGGAGCAGAACUUGUAACAACCCUGUGCCUGCGUACGGCGGUCGGGAUUGCCCCGGGUCCACCUUCGAUUACCAGAUGUGUAACAUGGAGGAGUGUGUCGGACCCUACGAAGACUUCCGCGCUCAACAGUGUGUCCAGAGGAGCAACAAAUAUCACAAGAACACCAAGCACACCUGGCUACCUUACGAACACCCAGAUGAGGCUCACAAGUGUGAGUUGAGCUGUCAGUCCAAAGAGACCGGUGAGGUGGUGGUCAUGAACCAGGUGAUGCAUGAUGGGACGCGGUGCAGCUACACAGACCCUUUCAGUGUCUGCACCCGGGGGGAAUGUCUGCAUGUGGGCUGCGACAAAGAGGUUGGCUCGUACAAACAAGAAGACAAGUGUGGAGUCUGUGGUGGGGACAACUCCCACUGUCGCACUGUCAAACUGACCCUCACCAAGAUACCAAAGAAAACAGGCAUGCUGAAGAUGUUUGAUAUUCCGAUCGGUGCCCGACACAUCGUUAUAGAGGAGAAUGAGACUUCCUCCCACAUAAUUGCUGUUAAGAAUCAAGUCACAGGCAGCUUCAUAUUGAACGCAAAAAGUGGAGAUGCCAAGUCCAGAACCUUCAUCGACAGCGGUUUGGAGUGGGAGUACGUCUUCGGAAGCGGCGAGAAAGAAACCCUGAAAACAAUCGGCCCCCUUCACGAGGGCAUCGUUGUUCUGGUCAUUCCACAGGAGGAGGACACUAAGAUCAGUCUGACAUAUAAGUACAUUAUCCAUGAGGACCUGCUGCCGGUCAUCACCAAUAACAACGUUCUCCUGGCCGAGCUGGAUACCUACGAGUGGGCCCUGAAGAGCUGGUCGCAGUGCUCUAAACCCUGUGGGGGAGGUAUACAGUACACCAAAUACGGAUGCAGGAGGAAGAGCGACAGUCGACUGGUGCACCGGAACCUCUGUGAAACCAGCAAGAAGCCCAAACCCAUCCGGAAGAGGUGCAACGUGAACGAGUGCAGCCAGCCAACGUGGUUGGUGGAGGAGUGGAACCUGUGCAGUAAGACGUGUGGGAAGAUUGGCUACCAGUCCAGGGUUGUUCAGUGUAUGCAGGCCCUCCACAACGGCACCAACCGGACGGUCCACACUAAGUACUGUACAGAGGACAAGCCUGAGACCAGGAAGGUCUGUAACCCCUCUGCCUGCCCUGCACAGUGGAGGACAGGGGCCUGGUCACAGUGUUCAGUAAGCUGUGGAGAGGGGAUUCGACAGAGACAGGUUGUGUGUAGAGCCACAGACAACACCAUCGGCCAGUGUGAGGGAGACAAGCCUGAAACCGUCCUCAUCUGUAAACUGAGCCCGUGUCCAGGACAGUCAUCCCUGCCCCCGUUCACCAAAGAAGCGAUGGAGAAUUCAACGACAAAGACGGAGGGUGUACAUCAGAUUGUUCCUGAGAAUCCUGUCCACAAACUCUCCUUCAAUGAGCCAUGUCUUGGAGACAAGUCUAUAUUCUGCCAGAUGGAGGUCCUAGCCCGUUACUGUUCCAUUCCUGGCUACAACAAGCUGUGCUGUGAGUCCUGCAACAGGAAGGAAGGCUUCACCACCCUCUUCUCUCCAUCCCCAGACCUCCACAAGACUGGAGGAUCCUCCGACUCAGACUCUGAGACUGGCCAGGAGACCUCUACCCAGCCCAACCCCACCCAACCAUCAGACUCCCCGCUUCCCACCACCACCCAGAGCCCAUCCCGAACCACUAAGACCCCUAGACGGCCUCGCUCCACUGCUCAGGGCCUGACCACCUCACCGUCGGCGAGUGCCGUCGUUCCCCAGGGUCCUUCCUUUGGGGUCAGGGAUGGAGACUUGGUCCCUGGGCUCCCUUCUCUACCUCCAGGUCCCAGCCCGCCUCUCCGGCCCCGGCUCCGAUCCAAUGGAGACUUGGUCCCUGGGCUCCCUUCUCUACCUCCAGGUCCCAGCCCGCCUCUCCGGCUCCGAUCCAAUGGAGACACUGCUUUAUCGCCAUCUAAAGAGCACAGCAGUCCAAACAACCGCUCUUUAGGCCAAUCCGCCGGCCCCGGCCCUGAACCCAGGCCUGCUGGAACUGUGGCUGGCGUUGCUGCUGCCAGGUCAAGAAGGGAGGAUGUAGGAUCAGACUCGGCUCACAGAACCAGAACAACCAGGACCCUGUCCCAUGUGCUGACAUGAUCACUGACUUAUCCUGGGACUUGCUGCUCAGUAAUCUGGUCCACCGUGACUUCUGUCAGCUCAACGUUAUUGCAACGUUGUUACAGCAUUAGAGUGUUACAGCGUUACAAUGUGACAAUGUUACAAUAUGACAAUGUUACAAUGUGACAACUUUAUUACAACAUUGUUACAACAUUAUUACAACCAUCUGAUGGAUUAUCCUGGACUGGACUCUCACCCGAUUGCUGCAAGAAUAAAUUAACAUAAAAUUUAAAAAAAUUAAUCCAUGGCAGUGGACUUAGACCACUAAUGGUUACCUCAUCGAACCAGCAGAGUGAUCUCUAUGCAUUUGCACUGCAUCACUCGGCCCCAACUCUGCUUCAGUUAAUAAAUGGAAUUAAUAAACAAGAAAAUAAAAAUGGUGCUGGAACUAAAAUGACUACAAGACAUGUUAAACAAUGUGACGACUGCAUUGCUACCAUUUACUUCCUGAUCUGUGUACAGUUUGUUGCAAACGUAUUUUGAAAGUGCAUCAGAACUACUUAUUGAACUUUAAUAUUGUGAAGAUAUUGUGUGGCACGGCCAAUAAAAACCUUCACUUUGAGGGGCUGUCACAAGUUGAAGUGAUGAUGUCACAAUGUAUUGAUGAUGUCACAAUGUAUUGGAGAUGAUGUCACAAUGUAUUGGUGAUGAUGUCGCAGUGUCUUGGUGAUGAUGGCACUUUCUCCCCAUUGGUGCUCUUAUUGUUGACGUGCUUCCCAAACAACCAUUUACAAAAGAUUGACCUCAGAGGUCAUCUAAAGGUCAACAGGUCAAGUCUGUUUGUAAAGCCAACCCCACUGUAGCAUGCACAUUACCUUUGUGGAAAAACUCACACAUAUGCUUUAAAAGAUAAAAAGAAAACCAUUCUUGAUAUUUUUUUUGUAAGUGAUAUAUUUUUCAAGUAAUAUUGUAUAUAGUGUACAUUUCAGCAGCAUAUUAUUAUCUAAGAAACUAACAGCCAGCCAACAGAAUGUAAAGUAUAAUGAUGUCAGUCGAGAAGUAGAGGGAAUGCUGUAAGUCUGCAGAGUGGUUGGUCUUGAUGUCACGCUGUUUCAAGUUGUGCAUUACCUCAUUUCUGUCUUGCAGGUCAUAACAUCAUUAUGUGUAUUGUAUAGUUCUUGUAUAUACAUGAAUGAAAAGCUUUAAAUGUUAAUAUUUAUUAAAUUUUUAAAUGGUAGGGAGAAAAAAAACUUUUGAAAGAAAAA
This is a messenger RNA of Oncorhynchus kisutch (coho salmon), 5769 nucleotides long. RefSeq names its product A disintegrin and metalloproteinase with thrombospondin motifs 3. Lineage: Eukaryota; Metazoa; Chordata; Actinopteri; Salmoniformes; Salmonidae. Gene Ontology annotation, biological process: extracellular matrix organization; proteolysis. The transcript is spliced from 22 exons. The coding region runs from base 611 to 4543 and encodes 1310 amino acids. Gene Ontology annotation, molecular function: metalloendopeptidase activity. The record is from RefSeq and is a predicted model, not a curated record. Gene Ontology annotation, cellular component: extracellular matrix.